Messenger RNA from Olea europaea var. sylvestris, 354 nucleotides. RefSeq lists its product as uncharacterized. The record is from RefSeq and is a predicted model, not a curated record. NCBI's taxonomy places the organism in Eukaryota, Viridiplantae, Streptophyta, Magnoliopsida, Lamiales, Oleaceae. Bases 1 to 354 code for a protein of 117 amino acids. The transcript is spliced from 2 exons.
AUGGAGCACCGGGCAUAUUGGGCUAUCAAACAGUUAAAUAUGGACUUGAAUGCCGCCGGUGAAAAGCGUCUACUGCAACUGAAUGAGUUGGAUGAAUUUAGAAUGGAGGCUUAUGAAAAUGCAAAACUUUACAAGGAGCGAACCAAGAAGUGCAUGAUAUGCACAUUCAGAGGAAAACUACGAUCACGGUGGUCGGGUCCCUACACAGUUACAAAAGUCCUACCAUAUGGGGCUACACAAGUGAGCUAUGAGACUAAGGGUACUUUCACUGUUAAUGGGCAAAGGUUGAAACACUACUGGGGCGGUGACUUCUCUAAACAAAAGUCAACCGUUCAACUCGAGACGCCAGAAUGA